This is a messenger RNA of Triticum aestivum (bread wheat), 1551 nucleotides long. Its product is annotated as pseudo histidine-containing phosphotransfer protein 5. Gene Ontology annotation, cellular component: cytoplasm; nucleus. Bases 811 to 1269 code for a protein of 152 amino acids. The transcript is spliced from 7 exons. The record is from RefSeq and is a predicted model, not a curated record. NCBI's taxonomy places the organism in Eukaryota, Viridiplantae, Streptophyta, Magnoliopsida, Poales, Poaceae. Gene Ontology annotation, molecular function: histidine phosphotransfer kinase activity; protein histidine kinase binding. Gene Ontology annotation, biological process: phosphorylation; cytokinin-activated signaling pathway; phosphorelay signal transduction system.
UUUGCCCGUACGAGCUCCUCCGCAGCGGCCUCCUCUCAGUCCUCAGAGGCGCAGCCGCGCAACGCUGCCGGCGUCAAGCCGGAGUCCGCCCGCUUCUCCGUAUCGUCUGCCGCACUGCGACAGCGGCUCCCGGUUAAUUUUAUCCACGCUGAUUUGUGCUGAUUCGAGAGCAGGGGUCGGCACAGUCGCGCGGAGGAUUGGGGCCGCUGCUGUACUGGUCGCCGGGGCUCCUGUCGACGAAUCGCUCCUCCGCCAAUCCCUCGCUCGGGUGUAGGCAUCACCGGGGCUUUGCCUUUGCGCAGCCCCAAUCCGGGCGUCACUUGGGGGGAAAGUGGGUCUCCAACUCUCCAUGCGCCAUCACAUCAGCCGCGGAAUCCACAUAUCUAAAAAGAGGUUUGCAGAUGUCAAAUUUGUAUGCUCGAUGAUGUGCGAUGUAGAAAAAAUGGACUGAAGGUAGUAACCCAUCUGCAUAGACCAAAGAAGAAAGGUUUGGGUUUCUACACGCCAAUAUAAAGGAGGAGCAUCACAGUCUGUUGAUGUUCAAGUCAUUCUCCAAAAUGUGAAUAGAUGCUGCACACGCUGCAACAAAACCAUUGGCAUAUGUAAGAUGAUAAGGCUUUGCCAUCGGAACUUCAAAAUAUCUUCACUUCCACUUAUGUUGGUGGAGGAACAGUGAAGCCUCCGAAGCUAUAUAAACAACCUGAUGUUCAACUUUCUACAAGCAGAGAGAUGGACCAGUUGGAUAUGCAUUUUGUGCUUGCCUCCCACAGCCCCUGCUUAGCCUCUUUUCCCAUCAUUCAACACUUGUAAAUGGAGUAUGCUAAUUUACGACGCCAAGCAGCAUCCUUGAAAAGGAGCCUCUUUGAUCAGGGGUAUUUGGAUGAGCAAUUUUGCCAGGUUGAGGACUUGCAGGAUGAAGCAAGCCCCAAUUUUGCAGAAGAAGUGGUCUCCUUGUUCUUCAAGGACUCAGCGAGGCUAGUGACAAACAUUGAGCAAGCUAUGGAGAAGUAUCCCAAAGAUUUCAAUAGAUGGGAUGCACACAUGCAGCAGCUUAGAGGCAGCUGUUUUAGCAUCGGCGCUUCUAAGAUGAACAAUGAGUGCACAUCUUUCAGGAACAGCUGUGGAGAAGAAAAUGCUGAAGGUUGCAGGAGAACUUUCCAGAAAGUGAAGAGGGAGCAUGCUAUUCUGAGGCAGAAGCUGGAGUCCUACUUCCAGCUGCUGCGACAAGCCGGUCCUGCCAGGACCGCGACCAGGCCUGGAAGCAUGUAAGGCGCUGGCCGCUGGCGCUUUACAGGGAGGUGAACCACUAUAUCUCUAUACGGGAUCGUUGCAGAGAAAGAAGACCCAGGAGCAGGAGACAUGCCUGGUACUGCCAUGGGUGCUAGCUAGUUUAUUAAUGCCUGAAAGAUUAUAAUGAUCAUAAAAAAGUAUCAUACUGUACUAUAAUCAUAAGGGCGCCAUGUUGGUGUCCUGUUGGAUAAUAGUCUGAUAUAGUCGUGUCAUGUCAUGUCCGCGCUUAUGUACGAUAAAUAACACGAACCGAGCUUGCAA